Messenger RNA from Phycomyces blakesleeanus NRRL 1555(-), 2364 nucleotides. RefSeq lists its product as hypothetical. The record is from RefSeq and is a predicted model, not a curated record. NCBI's taxonomy places the organism in Eukaryota, Fungi, Mucoromycota, Mucoromycetes, Mucorales, Phycomycetaceae. The transcript is spliced from 3 exons. Bases 1 to 2364 code for a protein of 787 amino acids.
AUGUCUUCCCAACACUCUGCUGCCAACUCUCUUCCUCGUGAAGAACAAAGCCCUCUUACCGAAGUUGGUAUUCCCUCUCCUGUUCUGAAUGAACAGACACAUCUCACCGAAAUUGGUGACAUUUCUCCUCUCCUUGGAUCCACCGCUCUUUCCAUCGAUGGUGAUAUUGAAAUGAUAUACACCAGUCUUGAUUCCUUGCCACCUCUUUCAGUUGUUGGUUCUGUCCCUCCUACUCCUGUGCCUACCGUCCCAUCAGCCAUUAAUAGCAACACUAGUAGUUCCAUCACUUUGGAAAUGUUGUUAGCUUCUGCGAAGGAAGACCUUAGCAUAAAGAAGAACAACUUUUAUGUGGCUUAUGCUAACUAUGUGGCUCUUUCGAAGGUCAACCCCAUGUCAGACGCGGCCAGACAUGCUUCUUCCAUUAAGAAGGAAGCUCAAGAAUUGUUUGAGGAUGCCCAGAAGACCCUCAAGGUGCUUGAAAAAGCCAACGCCCCUCCUGCUAUUCUUGAAGACAAGAAGAGCAUGGUAGUCCCUAGCAACUUACCUUUCUUGCAGCUCUGCACGGAAACCAGGGUGAAGCAAAAUCGUGACGUGUUUGACUCUGUGUACGAUUUUUGCCAAGAAUUCACUAUGGUUUUAGAGUCUCAUUCCCUGUCCUUGGACUCAUGCUGGGAGCGUCUGCUUCCCAUAUGCCUGAACAAGGAGGAAAGAUCCUGGUUUGAAGACAAACUAAAGGGAAAGGCGUACAAAAGAUUUCUGAACAUGGGUCGUGUGUGGAAAAUGAUGCAGAAGAAAGGUGAGUCAGUUCGUGCGUUUGGAGCUAAAUUUCAAACAGCUAGAAGACAAGCGUCCUUGGAGGAUGGUAUCCAGAUGGUUCUUUGUUUCUGGUGGAACUUGCGCCCGGAAGUCCGGGAAGCAAGCCUGAUCCCAUUGUCGGCCAACUAUGGCACCAAACUGCCCUCCAAAGUGGAGGAUAUAAUCUCGUUAGUCAGUGUAGCCACUAGCGAUUCCACGGCCCUACUCAACCAACCUGCGGAGUCUGGCACCCCUGCCAAAUGGAAGUCAUUUUCCGAUGCCCAUAGCAUCUCCUCUUCAAUAAGCCACAAGGGAAAGAAGAGAGCUAUUGCCAGGGACAAUGAUCCUAAGCACGCCAAGAAGUCUUGGAAUUUUAAGAAGGCAAUCAAAGAUAAUGUUUGCUUUUCUUGCAAAGGUGCUUGGGAGAAGGGUCACACCUGUCCUGAAAGGGAUAAUUACUUGACAAAGGUGUCAAGAAUGGCUGUGCGCUCACCUGCUGAUAGAUCAGUAGCUUCCUCCCCUGCUUGUGGUGGUUUCCCCCCUUCUCGUGAUAGUCAUUUCUCUGUUCGUGGCAACUCUUCCCCUGUUGGUAGUUCCUCAACGUCGUGGUUGAUGGACCAAGAUAACACAAGUGCUUUGGCCAAGAUGGCCUUGAAUUGUAAGGACAAUCAUAAAGACAUGAUCAUUAAAAAAGAUUUUAAGAACAUGAGCACUAAUAUUACCUUCUCCAUUCUGGCAAAUAAUUCUAUUAGAACCAUCGCCUUGUUGGACUGUGGCGCCACAUUCAGUUCUGUGGAUAAGAAUUUUUGUUUACAGAAUAAAAUAUCUAUUAAUUAUGUAAAUCACAUCAACAAAGAUUUAGUGAACAAUUCCAAUGUUCAUAAGUAUUUUAUUCGUUUGGCUGAUAGCAAUACACAUAUUAAAAGAAUUGGCACUUGUGUGAUCAGUAUAACUUGUAAUAGUAAGACUAUUCAGAGAGAAUUUGAAGUGAUGAACUUAACUAAUAGUUAUGAGUAUGAUUUCAGUAUUGGUACUGAUUAUAUGUCCACUCUGGGUAUUGGUAUUUAUGGUUUACCUUUAUCAUAUGAUGAUGCUGAUUCAAGUAAGGAACGUAGAGAAGCCGAUAGAUGCUUCAAUAAUAAGAGUGAUCUUCUUGAAUCCAUUGAGAGAGAAAAUGAACAAAAGGAAAAUAAUCCGGCUGUAGGUCCCAAACAGUUUGAGGAUGCUAUGGAUUAUAUUUGUCCAUUCAUUAAAGACAAUCAAGAUAUUCCUAAGGGUUCGUUUUGUACUAUACCUGAAAGUGUUGUAUGUUUGGACACUCCAGAAAAUGCUACAGCGUUCAGAAGCCCUUAUCCCAUUCCUUACAAGAUGCAAGGUGUAGUGGAUGAACAGGAAUACUGGCAAAGAAUUGGGGAAGCACCAGAAAGUAUCAAAGACAUCAACAAAGCCAAUAAAAGAUUAUUGAAGGAUAUGAAAGUCGUAAAUUCCAUACCCAAAGAAAAGUCAGGUAUAAAAAGAAAGAACUAUGCAAAGACAGCUUUGCAAAAGAAGAAACGCAGUAAGGUCUAA